Molecule: messenger RNA, 1656 nt
Organism: Dovyalis caffra
Lineage: Eukaryota; Viridiplantae; Streptophyta; Magnoliopsida; Malpighiales; Salicaceae
Source: the annotation of a GenBank genome assembly
AUGGUUGAUAAACUAUUCCGCCACAAGGGACAUUCUCAUGUGCCAGAGUUUCAGAGCGAUGAAGAUGCAUUCAUGCACAUGGAGAAAUUGUUGAAGAAGAGAGGACCUAAUCCUUUAUUGUUGGUCCUGGAUGAUGUUUGGCCUCACUCAGAACACUUUCUUGAUAAUUUCAAAUUCCAGAUUCCAGGUGAUAAGAUUCUAGUGACAUCAAAAUCUGCAUUUCCAAGAUUUGGUUCAUCGUAUGAAUUGAAGCCACUGAGUGAUGAAGAUGCCAUGACACUUUUUGUUCACUCAGCGCUCCCUACUAACCGGAAUUCUUCUUUUCUGGAUAAAAGUAUUUUGAAUGAGAUAGUGAAUGCAUGUAGAGGGAACCCACUGGCUCUUACAGUUGUUGGCAGAUCUUUGUGCGAGCAGCCUGUAGCAGUCUGGCACGAUACAUUCCUGGAACUGUCUAAACAGGGUCCUGUUGUCGAAUACAAUAGUGCUCUUCGUAAUUGUCUCCAACAAAGCUUGAAGCUCUUGAAGAAUAAUAAGGCUACAGUCAAGGAGUGUUUCAUGGAUCUAGGUUUAUUUCCCGAAGGUCAAUGGAUUCCUGCCACUGCACUCAUAGACUUGUGGGUUGAACUAUAUGAACUAGAUGAAGAUGGAGUGAAUUCCAUUGCUAUCCUCCGUGACCUCCAUGCCUUAAACCUUGUUAAUCUUGAAGUGAGGAGGACAGAUGCAAAUGAAAUUGAUGGGCUCUAUAAUGAUCACUUUGUCAUGCAACAUGUUCUUCUCCGACAACUAGUGAAUGAUGAAAGCAGCUUGGAGCCUGUAGAGCAAAGAAAAAGACUAAUUAUAGAAGUGAGCGGAAAUGGAUUUCCAAAUUGGGGUGAGGAAGAAGAAAAACCAUGCGUCAGUGCCCGCCUCUUGUCCAUCACAACAGAGGAGAUAUUAACACCGAACUUGUUCGACGUGCAACCACCAGAAGUCGAGGUUCUAGUUCUAAAUGUUUUCACAAAGUAUUGCAUGUUGCCUGAGUUUAUGAAGAAAAUGGAGAAACUGAAAGCUCUUAUAAUCACAAACUAUGGUUUCUUGCCACCUGAAAUAAGCAAUUUUCUUCUUCUCUGUUCUCUGCCCAAUCUGAAGAGUAACACCACCAUACGGUUGUCAAGUGCAAUGCCAAACCUAUUGGAAAUCAGCAUGGACCGUUGCAUUGACAUGAAGAGCCUGCCUAUCUGGUUUUGUGACCUUGUCCACCUAAAGAAACUUUCUAUCAGCAGUUGUUGGGAACUGUCCGAACUACCAAGGGAAAUCCGGAAGUUAGUGAAUCUAGAAGUGCUGAGGCUUCGUUUCUGUAUCCAAUUAGCCAAGCUUCCAGAGACAAUUGGGAGCUUGUCCAAGUUGAGAAUUCUUGACAUUUCUGACUGUGCAAGCAUCAUGCAGUUGCCAAAUGAGAUUGGAGAUUUAUAUAAUCUAAGAAAACUUUACAUGAAAGGGUCCUCAAUUUCAGAGUUGCCACCAUCAAUUGCGAAUCUUAACCAUUUACAGAAUGUCAUGUGUGACGAAGAAACUACUACUCUAUGGAAACCUUUCUUGAAAAAUCGAACAGAUCUUUGGAUAAAGGCGGGACAAGGAGGAUGCAUCUACUUGUAUUAUUACUUCUCUCUUUCCUGA